GGGAAUAGAAAACAGUCAGAAGUUUUUCUGUCUUCCUUUCGGUGUUUGCCCGCCUUCAAUGACUAGAAUCCAUUCAUAGCAGGGGUCAGAAUGGAGGAGACGCUGCAACAAGAGAACCAAGAGUCGGAAUAUAAAGAUCCGAAUGAGGGCCAAGAUGGGAUCCGUCGCCGAUUGCGGGACAGAAAUCUUCUCCGGAAGAGAAAGGCUGAAGCAGAAGAAAAGGAGACUAACCAGUGGGUUCUGGGGGUGGAGAGCCAGAGGAAAAGGCCCAGGGCUGACAGUGGCAUAAAGAGGAGAGGCAGGCCCAGGAAGAGUGAGCCAGCACCAGAGAUAUCUGCCAUUCAGGAGGAGACAGCAGAGCCUGAGGAAGAGCCUGACUACGUGGUGAUUGAACCUCAAGACGUCUUCCCAGAUCUAACGCCAGUCUCUCAAGCCUCCUUACUUCCUGUGGAAUCACAAUCUUCAUCUUUCCUCGCUGCCCCUGCCCCUGCGCCCGAGCUCGGAUCUGACCAAAGCUUCGUCUUUGCUCCUACUCCACUUAAUCCAACUCCAUCCCUCCUUUCACCCUCUGAUCCGGCUCCACCUCCUCUCAAAGUCCUCGAUAGGGUUCCAAUCCCUGUCCAAGAGCCGGCUCCAGCUCCAGAUGAUGUUCCAGUCCCAGUCCCAGUCCCAGUCCUGAUGCCAGCCCCUGUUCAAGCUGCAGCUCCUGCUCCUCCUGCAGACCCUCCCCAGGUGGAGACCUUCUUCACAGAGUCACAAGACGACAGGGAGGCCCAGGACCAGGUCGUGAUUGAGGACUUGGGCCCAGAUGAGAAGCAAGACUUCCCUUCAUCUCAAGACAAAAGAGCUGAUGAAGAUUUGUUUGAGAUACCUUCGAUCAGUGUACCUGAACAAAACGAAAUGUUCUCAGAUCCAACCUUCUCCUCUGCGCCUCCUCCACAAAAAUACUUCCCAGGAAAUUCAUUCUAAUUUUUAUAAAGCACACUUCUCAGAUACUGCCUCGGCUCAGACUACAUCAUUUUCGGUCACAGUUUGUCUCUGAGUUUCAUUUUGGUUAGUGUGCAGCCUGAAGAGAACAAACAUAUUGCUUAUUUGACAAAUGUAUGAAUUCAAACCAAACCUGUAUGCUUAUUUAUUAUGGUUUGUGCUUCACUGUUUGUGAAGCUAAUGAAUUAAUUCUAUUUUGUAUUUUGCAUUUAGUAAACAGCCAUUUUUUUCUGCUUUUAUUUAAAAAAUAAAUUGUAUCAAUCACUGGUAAUAAUAUAUUUUUAAUUGUGGAUUUAUUUGAUAGAUUUUUGUAAAAGUCGUUUUUCACUAAAUAAAAUACACUGCUUACAA
Centropristis striata (black sea bass) is the source of this 1338-nucleotide messenger RNA. It is a transcript of the gene hemgn, whose product is annotated as hemogen. The coding region runs from base 91 to 969 and encodes 292 amino acids. The transcript is spliced from 4 exons. The record is from RefSeq and is a predicted model, not a curated record. Lineage: Eukaryota; Metazoa; Chordata; Actinopteri; Perciformes; Serranidae.